CGGGAAUCCAUGAACGGCUCUCCCGAAAAUGGCGUCGUCUUCUUUAAGAAAAUUAAAUUUUUCAAUUCAUCAAUGGUCAAGUUACUCAGCGAAUUAUUUGCCCGAGAAUAUUAUAUGGGAUAAACCUAAUGAUCAGUCAUCAAGAUGGUCAUCAGAUUCCAAUAACCCACCACAGUAUUUAAUAUUAAAAUUAGAACAACCAGCUAUUGUCCAUACAAUUACUUUUGGAAAAUAUGAAAAAACUCAUGUUUGUAAUUUGAAAAAAUUUAAAGUGUUUGGUGGUUUGAAUGAUGUAAAUAUGAUUGAAUUAUUAAAUAGUGGUUUGAAAAAUGAUCAUGUGCCUGAAAGUUUUAAUUUAAAACAUUCCAUUAAUAAUAAUAUGUUUCCUUGUCGAUAUAUAAAAAUAGUACCUAUUCAGUCUUGGGGCCCCAGUUUUAAUUUUAGUAUUUGGUAUGUAGAAUUGAAAGGAAAUGAUGAUUGGGAAUUAGUAAAAUCCAGUAUGAAAUGGUUUAAUUAUUACAGAGAAAGAGAGGCAAUUCGACUAUGUUUGAAACAUUUUAGACAACACAACUACACAGAAGCUUUUGAAUCUUUACAAAAAAGAACGAGAGUUCAACUUGAAGAUGCUCUUCUUUCAAAAUUACACCAAUUAUUAGUAGUUGAUGGGAAUUUUGAGGCUUGUGAACAAUUAUUAGAAACUGCUGCAAAUAGUGGAAGUUUUAAUCAUUAUUUGAAACAACAACAAUAUAAACCUAAAUGGAUGCCUAUUGUGCCAUCACCAAAAGAACCAGAUCUUAGAAAUCAUAAUUUUCAUAUGUUCAAAACUGACAUUUUAUUUAAUGAUUUCAGAUGGCAACAAAACCAAUUUUUGAUAGAAAUGAUAUAUUUAUUUGGUGGAUGGGAUGGAAUGCAAGAUUUAGCUGAUCUUUGGUCUUACCAUAUACCUUCUGGAGAAUGGACUUGUUUAUCACGUGAUACACAAAAUGAGAAUGGGCCCAGUCCAAGAUCCUGCCAUAAAAUGUGCCUUGAUUCUGAAAGAAAGAAAAUAUUUACAUUGGGAAAGUAUUUAGAUUCAACAAUGAGAACUCCAGAAAAUUUAAAGAGUGAUUUUCAUGUUUAUGAUAUAGAUACUAAUAAAUGGACACAAAUAACAGAUGACACUGCAGCAAUGGGUGGACCAAAACUAAUAUUUGAUCAUCAAAUGUGUAUGGACAUUGGUAAAAAUACUAUUUAUGUUUUUGGUGGAAGAAUUUUAAAUAGUAAUUUGGCAACAGUAGAUGAUAGGUUAUGUACAGAGCCAUCAUUUAGUGGAUUAUAUGCAUAUCAUGUACCAACUAACACCUGGCAUAAAUUAAGAGAUGAUUCUUCGAAUGUUAAUUUAGGCCCUCAAGAAAUAAAAUCUCGCAUUGGUCAUUCAAUGUUAUUUCAUGAAAAAUCAAGAUUGCUGUAUAUAUUUGCCGGACAAAGGUCAAAAGAAUAUUUAAGUGAUUUUUUUACAUAUAAUGUUGAUUCUGAUGAAGUUGAAAUUAUAUGUGAUGGAACACAAUCUGAAGUGCCUGCUGCAGGAUUUACACAAAGAGCAACAAUUGAUCCUGAUUUAAAUGAAAUUCAUGUUCUUUCUGUAAGUAAUGUUCAUUAUUUAUUUGGUGGAAAUCCUGGUAGAUCUUGCUUUCCAAAAAUGAGACUAGAUGACUUUUGGUCUUUACAGUUAUGCCGAUCUACCAAAGAACAGCUUCUUAGGCAAUGCCAACGUUUAAUUCGUCAGCAUCACUUUCAGGAAAUCACUCAAAAUGAUCCAGUAGCAGCAUUAACAUAUUUGCAAACGGAAUUAGCAGCAACUGUUGAUCAUAAUGAUAUUGAAGAAACAAGAGAGUUUCAACUUCUUGCAACAAAGUUAUUCAAACAGUCUCAGCAAAAAGAGAAAGAUAUUAAUGAAGGUUAG
Messenger RNA from Centruroides sculpturatus (bark scorpion), 1942 nucleotides. RefSeq names its product muskelin-like (gene muskelin). The coding region runs from base 29 to 1942 and encodes 637 amino acids. Gene Ontology annotation, cellular component: cytoplasm. Lineage: Eukaryota; Metazoa; Arthropoda; Arachnida; Scorpiones; Buthidae. The transcript has 19 exons. The record is from RefSeq and is a predicted model, not a curated record. Gene Ontology annotation, molecular function: protein binding.